This is a messenger RNA of Bombyx mandarina (wild silkworm), 1654 nucleotides long. RefSeq lists its product as uncharacterized. The record is from RefSeq and is a predicted model, not a curated record. Gene Ontology annotation, molecular function: G protein-coupled receptor activity. Gene Ontology annotation, cellular component: membrane. Lineage: Eukaryota; Metazoa; Arthropoda; Insecta; Lepidoptera; Bombycidae. Gene Ontology annotation, biological process: G protein-coupled receptor signaling pathway.
GUGACAUGUUCCAUCGGAGCGUGAAUCCUGAGUUUACACAAACCAUUCAUGACUAUGAUUACGAGAUUCGUUAAAAAUUAAAAAUUCAAAAUGUCGGACUAUUUUAAUAUGAGUGCGAGCAAAAUGAGUGAAGGCCCAGAGAUUCAAUUAUUCAAGGAUACGGGGAAAGAACAAUUAUUGAAAUAUCAACUUAUUGCUUACAUACUCGGAACAUUGAUUGUUUUAAGCAAUCUUGUCGUCGUUGUAUCGAGCGGAUUGAUACUAAAAAAAGGUCAGAAACCAAAGAGCACGUACCUUCUGCUGGGCAAUGUCUCGCUUGCCGACACAAUUGUCGGCUUUUCCCUUAUAUUCGGAAUGUCUAUGGAGAACACCAUAAGUUCUAAUGUACUAUGCAUCUUUCAAAUUGGUAUGCUUGCUUGCCCUGUGAUGGUGUCACUAUUCAGUGUUGGUCUAAUAGCUGUCGAUCGCUAUAUCUACAUUCUGCACGGCUUGUACUACGGAAGAUGGUUCAAUACAAAAAGAGUAAGAAUCGGUAUACUCUGCACGUGGAUUAUUAGUCUCACUUUGGGAUUCUUGCCUGCGACCGGCUGGAAAAACGAGGAGCUUUUGUAUACAAGGUGUUAUUAUGUAGCACUGUUUCCUGGUAUCUUAGUGUUGCUGAACUCUGUCCUUAGCAUCAUUCCAAUUAUUGUUGUGGCAGUGCUGUACUCUAUUAUACUGUUUAGAGCUUUGAAAAACGUGAAGAAUCUUAAGGCCGCGAAAAACGAUGAAAACCCAAAACUGGAAACACCUAAACUUAGAAUGUAUCGUGGAACCGUUAACGAGAAUAAAGUAAAAACACAGUUCUGUAGGAGUUCAACUAGUGUAAGCGAUAUUAGCGUUCACAGGAGCUCUUCGUUUCAUUUAAGUCAAACAAAUCAAAAUCCAAAGUCGAGAAUUAAAAUAUCUACAAAAUCCAAAAGCAUCGAUGAUCUCACAAGUGACAAUGCAAACAUUCUACACGACUACCGUGACAGUAAAAAUAAUGAUGGCCGAACGCACGAAUCUGGACACGAAUCCAAGUUCAGUGUUUACACUGUAGAAUCGAAUCUUUCUGAUAGAAACUCAUCGCUUGCUGACGCAAAUAAUACAUCGGAUUUGGAGAUCAAUGUAAACAACAGAUCUAAUAGUAAUGUUAAAUCGAAAGAGCCAAACAAAUGGAGGGCUAUAACCGUUGUAAUGUUAACAUCCGGAAGUUUUAUAGUUACGUGGCUUCCUUUCUUUGUGGCCGUAAUAUUAUUUGUGUUUUGCGAAGACAAGCUGAAGAAUCAAAAAUGUAUUGAAAUACGACGUUUGAUUGAAGGCCCUCUUGCUACUUUAGCAUUUGUUAACAGUAUUCUGAAUCCACUGAUAUACGCUUGGUGGCAUAAAGGAUUCCAGAGGUCGGUGCGUGCUUACUACCAUAAAUAUGUACACAAAUUCACGUGCUAUUUCGGUAGAUGAUGUAGAUAUUAAGAUAUUAUGGCUAUUUUAAUUUGUUAUUUAUUCAACCACGAAGCCACGGGAAUACUGUAGUGUGUUAUUUAAGGUGCAAACCAUGACACGUGGAAAACGUAAAAGUAAGCAUUAUGUGUGUUAUGUAUUGUUGAAAUACCAACAAAAUUGUGAAAAUAAA